This is a messenger RNA of Volvox carteri f. nagariensis, 2589 nucleotides long. It is a transcript of the gene mcm8, whose product is annotated as minichromosome maintenance protein 8. Gene Ontology annotation, cellular component: nucleus; MCM complex. The record is from RefSeq and is a predicted model, not a curated record. The transcript is spliced from 17 exons. Lineage: Eukaryota; Viridiplantae; Chlorophyta; Chlorophyceae; Chlamydomonadales; Volvocaceae. Gene Ontology annotation, molecular function: ATP binding; single-stranded DNA binding; single-stranded DNA helicase activity. The coding region runs from base 1 to 2589 and encodes 862 amino acids.
AUGGCAGCCCCGGCCGCGGCCCAGGCCCCCAGCGCGCCUCCCGCGGCCUGGGCCGAUUAUUUUCCACCUCAAGAAUAUUCCCGAAGCGACCGGCGCGCACUUUUGAUCCAUGAUCUUAUAACAUUUUUCGUGUCGGGGGGAGGCCACACUUUUGUGGAAGCGCUUCGGCCCCGUGGCGGUGGCGGGGAAUAUUCCUUGGAAAUCGACUUCGCAUCCCUAGAAUCCCAGUCGGGCCUUUUGGACUUGCCUGCGGCAAUCGAGGGUUCUCCCGUGGAGGCGCUGGGCUGCAUAGCCGUCGCGGCGUACGAGGCCGCUUUUAUUCACCGCAAGGGCCGUUUACUGGGACACAACCUGUCAACACCACCACCACCACCACCAGCAGGAGCAGGAGCAGCAGGAGGAAGGGCGAUGGGAGGGGAGGGGGUCAGUGGCAAGCUGGUGACUCUGCGGGGCACAGUGGUCCGGAUGACACCGGUCCGCCCCCUGGUCACCCGACUGGACUUCGUGUGCGCCAAGUGCGGCUCCACCACCGGAGUCAACUUCGCGGAUGGAGUGUACACGCUGCCCACCAAGUGCACGGGUGACGGUUGUCGCAGUCGCACCUUCACGCCCCUGCGCUCCUCCGCCCGGUGCGUCGACUGGCAGAAAAUACGACUGCAGCGCUGCAGUGUGCUGCGGGCGCUGCUCCACCACCAGGCGGUGAUGGCAGUCGGUGGUGGGAAGUUCGCGCCCACCGGUGCAGCCUCCGGAGGGGCAGGAGGCGGCCGAGGGGCAGGGGGGAGUGGGGGUGGCGGCCGCGGUGUUGGUGGAGGUGGCGGAGGGGGUGGGGGUGGCGGCAGCAGCAGCAGCCUGUUCCUGAUGUACUUGGAGGCCGUAUCCCUGAGCUGCCCCCGGCAACAACUGGGGGCCUCGGGAAUGCAGGCUCCCAGCUUGGGUGACAUGUCCUUGUCUGGUUGGGGUUCUGGUUUCGGAGGAGGAGUGGGUCCCGGCUGCCGUACAGGGGAUCCUGCCGCGCUGCCCAGCUUCAUUUCUAAGGACCUCGCCUUCGUUGUCAAAUUCUGUGAAUCGUACGGCGGCGAUCAACUUCGCCAGCUCGUCCAUGCGCUGUGCCCCUCCAUAUACGGCAACGAGCUCGUCAAGUGCGGCAUCGUACUCGCCAUGCUGGGAGGUGUACGGAAAAACACCGGGGGCGACGGCGGCGCUAUUAGGGGGGCAGCAGCCGCUGGCGGCGGUGAUAGCGGCGGCCGCACCGCCGGUGGUGGUGGUGGUGUUGGUCGUGUUCCCGUCCGCGGUGACAUCCACGUGCUGGUCGUGGGGGAUCCUGGGCUGGGCAAGAGCCAGCUGCUGAAGGCCGCCGCCGCCGCAGCCCCCCGCGGUAUUUACGUGUGCGGCAACACCUCCACCUCCGCCGGCCUGACAGUCAGUGUGGUGCGGGACGCGGUCACGGGGGAUGCGGCUCUGGAGGCGGGCGCGGUGGUACUCAGCGAUUGCGGAGCACUGCUGGAAGUCAUGGAGCAGCAGGAGGUCAGCAUUGCGAAGGCGGGUCUGGUGGCCAACCUGCCCGCCCGCGCCUCCAUGCUCGCCGCCGCCAACCCCGCGGGGGGGCACUACAGCCGGGCCAAGAGCCUCGCGGAGAACCUGCGCGGCAUCAGCCCCGCCAUGCUCAGCCGCUUCGACCUCAUAUUCGUGCUGCUGGACAGGCCGGACGAGAGACUGGACCAGGCCCUCAGCGAACAUGUCAUGGCGCUGCACUCGGGACUUGCAGACCGGGCGCAUGCGGCACGGCAGAGGCUUAUCGAGUACGGCACGACUGCAAGCGGGGCCAACCGUUUUUUAACCGCCAGCGGUACUUUCACCGCCAGCCAGGCGACCACCUCUUCCCAAGGGCUGGCGGGGGGUCGGCCGGGUGAAAGCGGAGUGGACUUGGGGGCCGGUUUCGGAGCCGGGGCCCGGCCGACACUGUCGCAGCGGCUCAAGCUCGCGAGUGCAGAUGAUAACGCGCAGUUGCCCGUACCGCUCCUGAAAAAGUUCGUGUCGUACGCUCGUACAUACUGUCACCCUCGGCUUUCAGAGGAGGCGAAGCAGGUCAUCCAGACAUUCUACCUACAGAUGCGAGCCCAGGCUGCUCCGGGGUCCAAGAACCCUGUAACGGCCCGCCAACUGGAGAGCCUUGUACGGCUAUCUGAAGCCCGAGCUCGGGCCGAACUUCGCGAGGUUGUGGAGAAGUCGGAUGCGGAGGAUGUCGUGGAGCUUGUACGGGAGGCGUUGUACGACAGGGGAUUGUUCAUGGCGCUGUGUAAUGUGAAAGCGGGUGGGCGGGCGGGCAGUCGCAGCGGCGAGACCUCCCGCUUCAUGGCGGCCCUUCACCGCCUUGCCGCGCGGGAGGGCCGCUGCGUGUUCUCCGUGGGCGAGCUCACCUCCCUGGCCAAUGAGAUAGCGCUGGCGGUGCGGGACGUGGGGACCUUUCUGGACCAGCUCAAUGAGGCGGGUCAACUGUUGAAGCGAGGUCCCGGACAAUACAAAGUGGAGGGAGUGGUGGCACCAGCAGCCGCAAUGUCAACACAGAACGGUGGCAGCGUGUGCGGGUAG